AUGAGCUGUCGCCGGUUGCAGUUGCUGCUCUUGCUGGGCUGCUGCCUGUGUGCGGCGCAAUCUGCGCAGGUUUACAUGGAGUUCAAUGGCCAGAAGUACGCCUACAAUACGGACGCAGCUGUCCGAGUUAGCGAUCUGUCGCCCAACUAUGAGCUGCCCGGGCAGCAGUCACCGCCCAGAUCUCAUCAAUUGGCUGCCAGCAAUUUCCGGAAUCGCAUCUCCCACAGCAAUCAGCCAUGGGGUUGGGUGCAACCACAACGUGGACCGCCCGCUCCGCCGCCUCCUGCACCUCCUCCUGCACCUCAGCACCAGCCCCUUGGUAUUGACUUUAGCACGCAGCACAUGUCGCAUACGCAGCACACGGAUGACUCUGGCAUUGUGCUGGGCAAGUAUUCGUACUGCGAUGACGCUGGCUAUCACGAGCUCAGCUAUAAGGCUGGCGCUGGCAUUGGAUUCGUGGUCAUGGGCGGCAAUUUGGCAAAGCCAACGGAACAAGCGCAUAGUCAACGAGUUGCCAACUUGCAUAGUUAUUGA
Drosophila montana is the source of this 534-nucleotide messenger RNA. RefSeq lists its product as uncharacterized. The record is from RefSeq and is a predicted model, not a curated record. The coding region runs from base 1 to 534 and encodes 177 amino acids. The transcript has a single exon. NCBI's taxonomy places the organism in Eukaryota, Metazoa, Arthropoda, Insecta, Diptera, Drosophilidae.